AUGUCUUGUCCGGAAUGCUUCUCUGGCCAUGUGAGCCUUGACGAACCCCUCGGCAAUAUCGAGCAAGUCUACGGGCGACGUACUUAUGUCGCCAAACCACCUUCCGGCAAGCAGCCGCUUGGCAUCGUCGUGAUCAUCGCUGAUGCCUUCGGUAUGCCCUUUGUCAACAAUCAGAUCUUAGCAGACCACUACGCUGCACUUGGACAAUACACCGUCUAUCUGCCCGACUUCAUGGAUGGCGGCGAAGCCCCCGUCAGAAUGAUGUAUAACAUCGCCUACUUCUCCGAGUCCUCGUGGUUGUGGAAGCCCUACUAUGCAGUGGCCUUUGCCAUGGACCUCAUGCCGCAUCUAUGGCGCAAUAGGAUGGGUGUUUGCUGGCCACGAAUGACAUCCUGGUUCAGCGCUCUUCGCUCAGACGUGUCCCUGCCUAUCGCAGCUGCGGGUUUUUGUUGGGGCGGCCUCCAUGCCGUCAUGCUCACUCAUGAUCGCGCAGAUACCAAGCUUCCAUCAGGCCGGCCUUUGAUUGAUGCGAGCUUUGUUGCACAUCCAAGCAACCUCGUUGUUCCAGGGGACAUUGAAAAAGUCAAGCUACCACUCUCCAUCGCGAUUGGUGACGACGAUUUCGUCAUGCCGCUUCAUCAAGCCAGGCAGGCAGAGCAAAUGCUGGAAAAGAGUGGUGAUGCUCAAGCGGAGGUCGUUUUCUAUUCGGGCGCAAGACAUGGGUUUGCUGUUCGUGCCAGUAGGUCGACACCAGACAGCAAGGAGACUCGGCAGGCGAAGGAGGCAGAAGAGCAGGCAAUCGCCUGGUUCAAGAAGCAGUUCGCUGCUGUCGGUCAUCAAUAG
Molecule: messenger RNA, 843 nt
Organism: Aureobasidium namibiae CBS 147.97
Lineage: Eukaryota; Fungi; Ascomycota; Dothideomycetes; Dothideales; Saccotheciaceae
Product: alpha/beta-hydrolase
Exons: 3
Coding region: 1-843 (280 amino acids)
Molecular function (GO): hydrolase activity
Source: RefSeq, a predicted model, not a curated record